ACAAAAAAAAUUCCCAAAACCGUGCGCUCUCUACCCCCAAGAUCCAGAUCUCUCUCGCUCCCACUCUCUCAGGCAAUCAAAUGAUCACUGCCAAAAGCAGAGAUCGCCCUAUUUUGACAGCCGCAAUGGUACGGCUGUUGACGCACAGUGGUCAACAGAGACGGAGAAAAAGGGGCCGGAGACGGAAGAUUUGUUUUUGGGGAGGGGUUGUAAUGGAGAUUGCCGGUUUUGAGAUGAAUGAGUAGAGAGAUUUGGGCCUCCGGUAGCGGAAUGGCUUGCUGUUGGGCGGAUUUCAGUUAUCUAAAGAAGGUGUUUUUGCAACAUAGAUGUAGAGAUGGGUUGAUGGUGAUGCAACGAUGUAGAGAUGGGCUUAGAUGCCAAACCAGAUCUGUUGAACCGGGUGGUUGGUGGCGGUUGCAUAAUAUAUUCUUCAUGCUUGGAUACUCUCAGCAUCUGCUUUGUCUUUGUGUUCUUUUAAAUGGGUCUUCUCUAACUCUUCCGUUUUCAAUAUCUACUCAGAAAGCCUGUAGCUCAUCCCUACAAGACUGUAGAUUAUCCAUCUCUUCUUCAGAACUUACCAGCAUGCUUUUCAAUUGUUCAAUCUGCCUAUGCUUCUCUCGACUAGCUUCAGCUUCCACCACGACUGCCAUAGUCUUACAAUUCUCGAGUUCAACCCGCAUAGCACUUCUUUUAUCCACGUGCUUCAAAAGAAGAUCCUCAUUGCACCUCUCUGAAGAGCUUAGUCUUUCAAGAACCUCCUGCAUCCUCUUCCAGAACUGAUUUUCUACGUAAACAACUUCAACUUCAGAAACUAACAGAUCCAAUAAAUGUUGCCUGAGAUGGACCAAGGAAGCAUUCUGAUCAUCAAAAGAUAGCAUCUGCUCAUGUUUCACAUUCAAUCGGGAGGUAAGAUCUCUAACUGCAGCCUCCAAUUCAUCUCUCAAGCCUCUAUCAGACUGCAAUUCAUCAUGCGCACAUCACAAACUUUCUUUUAAGCCACUAAUCAGAGCUUAAGAAGGUCAUUAUCAUCAUUGUGCCCUCUCUCAUUUUUAUUUUUCUUUUUUUCCCCCUGGUUUUUAGUGAAAAAUCAUUAAAUGUGGAAAGGAACUAGUCUUUAAACCUAAAGAUAUUUUGGAAUGUACAGGUCCAAAAGGAAUGGAUGGAUACUUUAACAUGGUAGUUUCCUUCUAUUACAUGUUCUAACUGUAUUUACUCACUCAAAAACAAAAAUACUAUAAAAGAAGGAGAAGAAGAAGAAGAAGAAACUUAGCUUAUUUUGUUUA
Messenger RNA from Magnolia sinica, 1283 nucleotides. RefSeq lists its product as uncharacterized. The coding region runs from base 238 to 780 and encodes 180 amino acids. The transcript is spliced from 5 exons. The record is from RefSeq and is a predicted model, not a curated record. NCBI's taxonomy places the organism in Eukaryota, Viridiplantae, Streptophyta, Magnoliopsida, Magnoliales, Magnoliaceae.